AUGUGGCAUUGCACUGGCCGACUCCGUGGUGUUGCAUCUUACAUUCGUAGUGGUCAGAUCCAUCGAUUGUUUGACAUUUUGUACAAAUUGCCACGGACGCUUUUUGCUUUCGAAUGGAGCCACCGGGGUGUCAACAUCGGAGCUGGCAUCGACUCGUAUCCAUGCGGCUCCAGCGAUCAUCUUUGCAACCAUGAUGACCCCCUCGAAUUGUGGAUGCGGUCGCUAGCUCAUCAUGUUCUACUCGUUGAUGGGGAUAUGAAGAGGCUACAGCAUGCACUCACCAAGUUGCGUGAGGACUCGGCAGCGUCUCGCUUCUUUGCCUUGAACAAAGUGGCAACUCCAGUUGGUGUCGAUGCCGGAGAGCUAGAUGAUAUCCUCGUUGAGGCUUUCGAUGGUGCGGUGGACAUCAUUAAGAUCGACAUCGACUCCUAUGAUUGUGCCGUGCUGCUAUCAAUGCUCUUGAGAGUCGAAGCAGUCGCGAUCGUUCUUGAAUCACAACCUUUGGUGCCCCCUCCGUUCAAGUUUGCCAGAGCGUUUAGGUCUGAUGUCUCGAGCACGGACAGGGUGCUCAUUGUCGUACCAGGAACAUUGUUUCCAUGGACGCGGUAUCCGUUGCGCUUUCCGGUGGAUGAGUUCGACUGCUUCCUGCGCUCACGUUUCCUGCAUGCCAAUGCGGCUGACCGGAGCCUGGGCAAGGACCAAGCAAGAGGACAGCUUGUGGGCUGA
Molecule: messenger RNA, 726 nt
Organism: Symbiodinium natans
Lineage: Eukaryota; Dinophyceae; Suessiales; Symbiodiniaceae
Source: the annotation of a GenBank genome assembly